Messenger RNA from Aspergillus pseudonomiae, 1160 nucleotides. Its product is annotated as MAM33 family protein. The coding region runs from base 90 to 1004 and encodes 304 amino acids. Gene Ontology annotation, cellular component: mitochondrial matrix. The record is from RefSeq and is a predicted model, not a curated record. Lineage: Eukaryota; Fungi; Ascomycota; Eurotiomycetes; Eurotiales; Aspergillaceae. Gene Ontology annotation, biological process: cytosolic ribosome assembly. The transcript is spliced from 4 exons.
GAGUUUCCUGCUCGUCACCUCCCAAACUUUCAGCAAAAAUCUCCUCCAACUCAACAUCCUUUGCAUCCAUCCAAUCCUCACAAUUCAUUAUGUUGUCGCUACGCACCAUCGCCCGCUCUGUGCCUCGCACUAUCUCCCGUUCCAUUGCCACCUCUUCCCGCUCUGCUCUCUUCCGACCUGUCCCGGCGGUUGCUCCUAAAUAUGUCACUCUGCAAUCUGCUCUGAAGCCCUCCUACGCUGCUUUCUCGACUUCCAGUGUAUUCAAGCAGUCUCAAGCUGAAGGUGACUUUGAACUUGUUGCCAAGCUUGAGGAUGAAUUGAAGCAUGAGAAGGCUUCCGGUCUCGAGGAUCUCGAUUCUUCCGUCCAGAAUAUUCAGUACGUUCUUCAGAACAACUCUUGGGAGGUCAAAGACGUCCCCGGUGACCAGGAAGUUGUGUUGACGAAGAAGUUCGGCAAUGAGGAGAUCCGUCUCACCUUCACCGUUGCGGAUCUUCAGAACUUGAGCGAGCAAGAGGAGUUCGACGACCAGGCUUUGAGCGACGAGCUGGAUUUUGAGGCCGGCCAGCCCGGUAACAAGGGUGCCGCUGGCAACCCCGAGGCUGCCCCUGCUGAUCGCGAACUGGAUGAGCUGGACCGUGACCUGGAGCCCAGCUUCCCUGCCCGCGUCAACAUCACCGUUGAGAAGCCUAGCAACGGUGCUAUGCUGAUCCAGACUGUUGCCCAGGAUGGUCUCUUCCAGAUCGAGGAGGUCUCCUACUUCUCUAAGCCCGAUUUGGCACAUGCUCAGACCGCUGAGAAGGAUUGGGCUAGACAGAGCCUUUACGCCGGACCUCCCUUCGAGAAUCUCGAUGAGGAUCUGCAGACCUUCUUGGAACGUUACCUCGAGGAGAGAGGCAUCAACGCAGAGCUGGCCAACAUGAUUCCUGACUACAUCCAGGUGAAGGAGCAGAAGGAAUACGUUCGUUGGCUUGAGAGUAAGUUACCGCCACUCUUGAGACAUUAGUAUCUAUAUCUAACAGUGGAACUUUUAGACGUCAAGAACUUCAUCUCCGCUUAAAUGCGGAUCAAUGAUGCAUUAGUGCGUCUAUAAAAAUGCAUUGGCCAAAUCCCUACUCAUAAUUAUAAUCCUACCUUUCGACUUUUCUCGUGAUCUUUUUUU